AUGACGCUGCAGCUAGAAGCACCCAGCGUUAGCAUACAGGCUAAAUGUGUAAACCCGGUUAAUUGGCACUUUUAAACUUCAUUUUUCAUCGCGUUUGCGAUUAUUUCGAUCGUUAAUAUGAGAACACGGAGAAACGACAACACGUAUUGAGUCUACAAACUGUCGUGUCAAGAUUUAAUUAUUUAUUUUUUAUUUCUUUCUGGCGUGGACAUCCCAACUGACUGGAGGAAACCCAACUGGUGAGCGCGGCUGCUUGGAGGUCCAGCAUCAGCCUGUAGUGGGAUGGAUCCUCUGGGUGCUCGCUCCCAGUUCAUGGACAUCCAGACUCUCCCCACGUGGCAGCAGCAGCUGGAUGAGGAUGGCAAGGAGACACCGCUGGACCAGAGCGACAGCCUGCUAAACCAGCAGGCCUUCCCCUCGCCUUUCCCCUUCAGACCAAAUAUCAACCGCAAGAUCAUCCUCUUCUGUGGGGACAUCGCCCUGCUGAACUGCACCGCCAUCGUGAACACCAGCAACGAGUCACUGAGCGACAAAAACCCAGUGUCUGACAGCAUCCAUCAGCUGGCCGGGCCCGAGCUGCGAGACGAGCUGCUCAAACUCAAAGGAUGUCGGACGGGAGAGGUGAAGCUGACGAAAGGUUUCAACCUGGCAGCGAGGUUCAUCAUCCACACAGUGGGACCAAAGUACAAAGCCAAAUACAGGACGGCGGCAGAGAGCUCGCUGUACAGCUGCUAUAGGAACACCAUGCAACUGGCUGCAGAGCAGUCGAUGGCAUCUGUUGGCUUCUGUGUGGUGAACACGACCAAAAGAGGUUACCCACUGGAGGACGCUACACACAUUGCUUUCAGGACGGUGCGCAGGUUCCUGGAGAAUCAUGGAAACUGCCUGGAGACAGUGGUGUUUGCAGUGUCAGAGACAGAAGAGCCGGUGUACAAGAAGUUACUACCUCUGUACUACCCUCGCUCUGAGGAAGAGGAGAGGGCCUGCCUGCCUCUCAUCCCAGCUGACAUCGGCAACUCUGAGGGUGAACCUGUCGUCCCGGAGAGACAGAUUCGCAUCACAGAGAAACCAGGAACCCUGGAAGAUGACUCUGAGGAGGAGAGUCUGGAUUUAGAUCUGGGCCAGGUGGGAAAUCACGCUUUUGCCCGGAUGGAGGGUGAUGUGGACAAACAGCGGAAACAGAUCCUGCAGGGCCAGAUGUCAGAGGCGGCCAUCCAGAAACAACACCAGAGAAAUUACAAUCGCUGGCUGUGUCGAGCGAGAGCGGAGGACCUGUCAGACAUCGCUGCACUGAAAGCCUUAUAUCAAACUGGUGUGGACAUGUGUGGCAGGACAGUGAUGGUUUUGGUUGGACGAAACAUUCCAGUGACUCUCAUUGACAUUGAAAAGGCGCUGCUGUAUUUCAUCCACGUGAUGGACCACAUUACAGUGAAGGAAUAUGUGAUGGUUUACUUCCACACGCUGACCGGCGAGCACAACCACCUGGACUCCGACUUCCUCAAGAACCUCUACGACAUCGUCGACGCCAAGUUUAAAAAGAAUCUAAAGGCCUUCUACUUUGUACAUCCAACAUUUCGCUCUAAGGUCUCAACAUGGUUCUUCACCACCUUCAGCGUGUCAGGGAUGAAGGACAAGGUUCGCUACCUGGACAACCUACAGCAGCUCUUCACCUGCAUCAAACCUGAGCAGAUAGACAUCCCUCCGUUUGUCCUGGAGUACGACUCACGGGUGAACGGACCGUACCAUCCCUCCAACUCCUCCGGUCUGUGACAGCAGGCCGAUCAGCCCUCCCUGCCGUGGUGACGAGGUGGUGUCAGCCUGUCAAGUGGAAGCCAUUUAUGGACAUCAUGUUGUCCGUGUGGUCUGAGCUCCUAACCUCACUCCUAAGGUUUUGAGCCGUAGUGGGGAAACUCUCCUUUUGUUUAGUCGCUGCCAGAAGGACAAAAUUAACAGUGUCGGCCCACAUUUAGCAGCAUGUGGCCUGGUGAGCGGUCAUUCUCUCUCACCACAGACUAUUUGUGGAACUGGUAAUGGUUUCUGGAUUAUGCCUUACACCAAGAAUUCUUAUUCAGCAGUUUCCUCAAGCAUCCCUAAAUAUGAAGUUUCAUGUCAAGCCCGACAGUUUGCUCAAAGCGUUUUCCAGCGUGUGGUCGUAUCAGACGUCCUCGCCCAAGUCUCAAGAAUUAUUGUCGGACUUUUAAAAUGCUGGAGAAGAUGACGUCUGUCUGGAUUUCCACACCGUCUCAUUCUGUGCCCGACAGACGCUGGACAGCAGACGCUCUGGGUGAAGUAAAGACUCAGUUUCACUCAGGCAGACGCUGGAAAUUCCCACCCGGCACAUUGUAAUAACCUCUGUGUUCUCCUGCGGUCACAAUCAGAGAAACCUCCUAUCAAUCCAGCUAAGAUACGUAACAUAAACUUUACAUCACAGAGUUAUGUUUGUCCAUUUUGCAAUUUAAAGGAGCAGUUUGACAUUUUGGAAAAUAUGCUUAUUUGCUUUCUUGCCUGGAGUUAAAUGAGAAGUUGAUACCACUCUUACAUUUCCACGCUAAAUAUUUAAGUACAGCCAAAAGAGUGGUGACUACCUGCACAACGGCAACCUUUCGUCAGACAGUCCGUUCUGAUGAGGGAGCCAUUAACGUCUUAAGUUUGCCAUCUGUGUUUUUGUCAGAGCCCCCAGACCCCAUUGUCAGAAACAGCGAUUUAACAACACUGAAGACAGGAGCUGCUGGUCUACCGCUGCCUCAAUUAGUUAGAUUGUGUGAGUUAAUUGAGUCUGAAUGAACACUUUUAAACACCAAAGACACACAAUAACAAACAAACAGACUAACCGAUCAAGGCAGCAGUAGACCAGCAGCUCCUGUUUUCAGUGUUGUUAAAUCACUGUUUUUCUCAAUGGAGUCUGGCUCUGAAGAGAGCAAUACAACAGUUUCAGUUACCCGUUGGAAAUCGGUGUCUGGCGUCAAGGUAGAUCAGUGAAAGUAUUCUAAAUACAGUGUACUUUUCAAAUGAUAGACUGCGGCCCCGUCCACAACAGUUCAUCGCUUAGCUUUCAUUUGGACUCCAGCUGCUUCACAAAAAUGGGAGCAUGCCAACAGACAUCUGCUGUUUGUAAUACACUGACUAUGGUUAUGUAUAUUUGAACUGUCCCUUUAAAUGUACUGGUAAGCGUAUUUUCUUACCUUUUCAAACAGAGCCAGGCUAACAGGAGCUUAAUGCUUAAUGCACAGAGUGGUAUCCUUAUUUUUAUCUGACUGUUAACAGGAGGGCAACAAAGUAUAUUUCACAAAAUACUAACCUACUUCUUUAAGGCUUCGGGGUGGAUUUAGGUGACGUGUUGAAACUGUUAACAUGAGGAUAACAUAUCUGCAUCACAAAACUCUUGUUAUUUCCCACUUCAGCUGAACUCCACUGGCUUUUCUGUCAAAUUCUCCUCACAGGCAGUUUGUGUUUUCCUCACUUUGUGGUGUCUCUGGAAAGCAACAGGUGCUUAAUUACGUGUCUCUACCAGGUGAGAAUUUGCUGCUUGUUUGUUUUAUACUGGAUACCGUUUGGUGUUGGACUUGGGGCAUAAUCUAUGACGUCACCUGGGCCUUUGAAACAUUCACUAUUCCUUGACACUUUAUAGAUUAAACAAUAAAUUUAUUGGAUGAAAAAAACAAUGUUUAAUCAGCCUACUUGUCGAGCCGAAGGUCCUUCCUGUCAGCGGUACUCCACUUGUAGGUCAGGAGAAGAUUUAUAGACUCGAGGCCUUUGCACACUGAGUCCGUUUUUUUGUCUGAAAUUGUCGAACAUCUAAAAAUAAAUACGACUGUCUGACGUUUGCACACUGAGUCCGAAACUUUUCCAUCAUUAAGAUUUUCGGAAAGGUUUGAUUUUCUGCUUUUCUCACAUCCGUCAGAGCCUUUAGAGACGUUUGACCAAGAAUCAGUGAAGAAAAUGUGGUGAUGGGACACAGAAUAAUUACAUAACUCAGCUCAUGUUCAACAGGCCAUAUAGUAAUAUUCAGGUGGAUGAUGAUGAUGAAGAGGAGGAGGCUGUGGACCGCACACAGAAUGUGGAGGACAGCUCCGCCCCUUCAUGCAGCUGCGGUGCCAAAUGGAAAACAGGGAGGGAGUGGUGACAGCCAGAUAGGUAACUCCAGUGGAGAGAGGCAAAGGAGGAAAUGUGUCUUUUCAUUUUGUCACGUUCUGCGAAUUUUCACAACGAAUAGAAAAAUUAAACACAUCUGAAUCAGUGUGCAAGGUUUCUGUGCGUAAUGACACAAUAUUCUUCCACUUAACUGAUGUAUUUGCUUCUACGUUGCCCUGUAAUGUUAAAUUUUGUCUCGUCAAAUGCCAGCAAGUUUUCGGCUGCUAUGCUUCCUCUGAUAUUCUCUCUGGUUGACGAGAAGGUGUCACUUUGUUUGAAGGGUACAUAAGCCGUUCUCACCCCUGCGGGAUGACGGAAAGUAGAAACAGCUGAUUUUAUUCUCUCCUUGCUGAUGGAGCUUACUCAUUAGUUUGUGCCCGUUUGUUGAAAUGUUUAUUUGCACGGUUAGCGCUUCUUUACUUGGUGUUUCCACAACACACAAGUCGUUUGAUUUCACUUGGACUACCUGAUUGGACAGUUUACCUCAUCAGGGUAACUGCAAAUCUUUGAAAACAUUCCUAACCUUUCAG
Messenger RNA from Epinephelus moara (kelp grouper), 4661 nucleotides. It is a transcript of the gene gdap2, whose product is annotated as ganglioside induced differentiation associated protein 2. Bases 283 to 1770 code for a protein of 495 amino acids. NCBI's taxonomy places the organism in Eukaryota, Metazoa, Chordata, Actinopteri, Perciformes, Serranidae. The transcript is spliced from 14 exons. The record is from RefSeq and is a predicted model, not a curated record.